UUUAUUUUUUUGCAUUUAAAGCGACGACUCCGUCGGGCACACAGUUAGUGGCAUCUGAUACGAAGAGACACGUUUGCCGGUGCAACAAGAAAUAAUGGCUCAGGAAAGCACGCAAGGCUUCGCUGAAGAUGUGACCAUCGAGGACCGCGUCGUCAAAUCUACAGUUCAAGACCUCGAGAUUCCGGACGGAGACUUUGCUGCUUUUCUCCUAAAUGUGUGGAAUAAGGAGCCCGACGCAACGGCGCUUAUUGAUGCGGCCACCGGGCAUCGCUACACCGGAAUGGAAAUCGUGGAUGCUUGCGAGCGUAUUGCCGCUGGAUUCCAAGCUAUCGGCCUCGAACCAGGAGACACAGUAGCAUUUGCGUCCGUCAACAGCAUCGACCUGGUGAUGGCGUUCAUCGCUGCCAUCUUCGCCGGCGCAAAGAUCACCUGCGUGAAGACCGCGUUUAAUGAGAGGGAGAUGACGCGAGUUCUCAUGACGACGAAACCGAGUGUGAUCUACUGCGACAUGGAAAGCGCUGACAAAGUUCAAGACGUGUGCCAACACGUGCCUUCCGUCAAGGCCCUGGUGACAGCUGGUGAGCGUGAAGGCAUGGCGAACAUCGCGAAGCUUAGGGAGACUCCUCGGAACCUUUUCAAGCGACCAGUGCCCGCUGACCCAGAGGACGUUGUCAUUGUGUUCCACUCCAGUGGGUCUACCGGUUUACCUAAGGCUGGCCUCAUAAGUCAUCGCAACUUCAUCGCAGAACUUGUGACUUUUGGCUACAAGAAUGAAGGAUUCGGCAAGGGAGACAUAUUCCUAGGGUACUUGCCGCUGAUGCACGCCGCCCCUCUGUGGCUUCUCUUCACAAUGCUCACCCACCACGUUCAACUUGUACUGGUGGCCGCCAAGGACCUGGGCUCAGUGCUUGCACCCAUUGCAAAAUACAAGGUGACCACGCUGAUACUAUACCCGACGCACGGCCUGCACAUCGUUCAGCGGGGCCUGCCACCCACCCUCGACGUGAGCAGUUUGCGAGCAGUGUACAUCGCCGGAAGCUCCAUUCCACAGCAGGUGCUCAGGCAACUCGGCCAGGUGUUCCAAGGCUGCCUGAUAAUUCACGGUUACGGCCUCACGGAAGCUUGCUGUGCCAUUGCCCACACACGAGGGCAAUGCCAUGACUUCAAGACGGCCGGAAUCCCUAUGCCUUACGUGAGCAUUAAGGUGGUGGACGUACACACGGGAAAGAAGCUCGGCCCUGAGGAGUGCGGCGAGAUCUGCGUCAAGGGGCCCACUUGCUUCAAAGGCUAUCUCGAUGCGCCUGAAGCUACCGCUUCUGUCUUCGACGACGAAGGAUUUGUCAGAACAGGCGACACGGGCUACUACACAUCGCGCGGCGAGCUUUACGUGUUGGACAGGAUCAAGGACAUUGUCAGGUGCAUGGACCAACAGGUGGCCCCAGCAGAGCUUGAGGAACUGCUCCAGGAGCACCCGGAUGUAACGCAGGCCGCGGUUGCUGGCGUGCCGCACCCCGAGUACGGCGAAGCGCCCAGGGCGUUCGUGGUGCUCGAGGAAGGACAGCGACCUGCCACCAAACAAGAGGAAGAAGCUAAGAAAGCGGCUCUCGCUGCUUACAUGAAAGGUCUGGUGGCACCUCACAAGCAACUGCAUGGCGGAAUUGAGUUCGUGGAUGCCAUACCACAGACCGAGACAGGAAAGCCGCACCGACGCCAGUUGAGAGAUACAUACCUACAGCGGAAAGAGGCUGCAACCGUACCUUGAACUCGGAAAACAAUGCCGGGAAGGCUGAGUCAUGCAAUGAGGCUCAUUAGCUGUGCUUGUCCCAUCUUCAAACUUUGGAUGACGAGAUAUCUGUUGGGUUUGACGAUGUAACCUACAUAAAAAUAAAUAUUAUAAACAGCCUGACUUUUAUAUUGUGGAAA
Messenger RNA from Dermacentor silvarum, 1923 nucleotides. RefSeq lists its product as uncharacterized. Bases 95 to 1762 code for a protein of 555 amino acids. Gene Ontology annotation, molecular function: CoA-ligase activity. The transcript has 11 exons. Lineage: Eukaryota; Metazoa; Arthropoda; Arachnida; Ixodida; Ixodidae. The record is from RefSeq and is a predicted model, not a curated record.